Dovyalis caffra is the source of this 774-nucleotide messenger RNA. The record is from the annotation of a GenBank genome assembly. NCBI's taxonomy places the organism in Eukaryota, Viridiplantae, Streptophyta, Magnoliopsida, Malpighiales, Salicaceae.
AUGGAGAAAAAACAACAAUUUUGUGUUUCUGGUUCUUGUUUGCCUUCGAAGAAAACCAAGAAUCCUGAGAAAAGAAAAGAAUGUGGUGAAGUUUUUACUGGGCUUCCACUUUUUACUGACGACAAUUUUCUUUGGUUCAAGAAAUCAAAAACAUGCAGUUCCAUUGUUGCUUCAACAACUCCAGUUGGGGUUAAAAAAGAACUAAAGCUUUUUCAUGAAAACUGGGUGUCCAUGCCUGAAUCAAGAAACAAAGAAUCUGCAGAAGAGCUGGAGAGAAGGGUGGCUUUUAACCUUAGGAGGAUGAUAUCGUCUUAUAGUUGGGUGGAUUUGCAAGAGGAGAGGUCUCGUGGGGUUUCUACUCAACUAAGCUUGUAUCAUCAUGACCCAUUCAAGAUUAAGAAGAAGAUGACACGUAGUGAUUUGGGUUUUUCAUGCAGGCUACUUGUGUCUUCAGAUCUAGUUGAGACACAUAUCCUGCCUUUCUUGAAUAAGGAUCAGAUUAAACAGGUUGUUGGAGUGGGGAAUCAAGAAAAUCAAGAAACCAAAUCUGGCUUGAAGGUCUGGGUUUGGGAUAUGAAUACGGAGACCAUACAUCAGUUGGUCUUCAAAAGAUGGGGCAGUUCUAAAACUUAUAUUUUCAACGAUGGCUGGACAAAGUACUUCGUUAAAAGGAGGAAUUUAAUUGAAGGUGAUCAAAUUGGACUCUUUUGGGACAUUGAUCACUCAAGAUUUCACUUCAGUGUUCUGACUAGGGCUGCUGCUGUUAGUGCCUAA